AUGUUGAGGAGGAAGGGCGAGGAGCUUAUUAACGACAUUGCCUAUAGCUUUGAGAAUGGAGCGACUUGCACGGCUUGCGAGGCAAUCCAGGCAGUUCUCAAGCGCCUUGUGAAAGCCAACGAAUCUCUUUUCCUUUCCACCAUGACCGAACUAUGCAAACUUGCAGGGGAAGAUCCCGAAGUAUGUGAAGGUGCAGUUGCCCGGGAAGGUCCAAUCAUUGCGUAUGCCCUUCGACAAAUUGAAAUCGGGUCGAAAACAUCGAAGCUCUUCUGCAUCACUUUCAUGGGCGUUUGUGACUAUCCAGAGGUUACACCUUAUAAAGUUUCUUUCCCUAAGAAGGAAUCGCCGAGACUGAGACCGGCCCCCAGCGGGGAGACACCAAUACGUAUCGUGCAAUUCAGCGAUAUACACGUGGAUCGACUCUAUGUUCCUGGGACCAGUACUAACUGCACAACGUACAUUUGCUGCAGAGCUGAAAGUAUCCCGAAAUCCCUUGAAGGUGCCGAUAGUCUAGCCGGGCCGAAUGGAAAUCAUCACUGCGAUGUCCCACUGAGCCUCGAGACGAGCAUGUAUCGCGCUAUCGAGGACAUCGGUCCUUCCUUCAGCAUUUUCACUGGCGAUAUAAUCGACCAUGCAAUAUGGAAUACCACCCAAGCUCAAAACACCAUCAACAUUGAUCUCGCUUAUGCUGAAAUGAGUUCACUUGGACACAUAUAUGGCACCAUCGGCAACCACGAAGCCGACCCUGUGAACUCUUUCCCUUCUACUGCUGUCGAGUCUGCUCCCCAACCCCAAUGGAUCUACGACACCCUCUCUUACAUCUGGUCUCGAUGGAUUGGAGACGAAGCCGCAACCGCAGAGAAGAAUUUCGGCGCAUACUCCACAAAACAUCCCGGCACGAACCUCCGCAUCAUCUCUCUCAACACAAAUCUCUACUACAUCCAAAACUACUGGCUCUAUCAAGACCCCAUGGAACCAGACCCCAGCGACCAACUCUCUUGGCUCGUCCGCGAACUCCAAGCCGCCGAGGACGCAGGCGACCGCGUCUACAUCAUUGGCCACAUGCCCAUGGGCCUGCGCGACACAUUCCACGACUACUCGAAUUACUUCGACCAGAUCGUGAAUCGGUACGAGGCCACGGUCGCUGCAAUGUUCUUUGGCCACACCCACUCCGACGAAUUCGAACUCUCCUACUCCUCCCCCCAUCGCCACUUCUCCACCGCCGCCGCAAUGUCCUACAUCGCCCCCGCCCUAACCCCCAACACCGGCCAUCCCUCCUUCCGCCUCUACACCAUCGACCCGGCCACCUUCGCCGUGCUAGACAGCGUCACCUACAUCGCCAACAUGUCCGCCCCUGAUUUCCAAACCACUGGCCCGGUAUGGGAAAAGUACUACUCUGCAGCCGAAGUCUACGGGCCUCUGGUCACGCCGCCGCUGGAGGAGGGCGAUGAGCUGAGUCCCGCAUUUUGGCAUAACGUGACGGAGGCGUUUGAGAGGGAUCAGGGGGCAUUUUGGGGGUAUUGGGAGAGGAAGAAGAGGGGGUGGGAGGUGGGAGAUUGUGCAGGUGGGGAGGGAGCGUGUAGAGAGAGGGAGGUGUGUCAGGUGAGGGCGGCGCGGGCGGAGGAUAAUUGCGUCGUGCCGAAGUUGGGGUUUCAUUACGAACAGAUGAGUGAGGGCAAUGAGAAGGAAGGGAAGGUGGAAGAAGACGUGUGUGGGGGGAGUAUGGGAAAGAAAGUGUUCGGAGCGUUGAUGGGGAGGAAGAAUUUGGUGGAAGUUUUAGUUGGGAGGGUCAUUGAGAUGGAGAGCCGAGUAUGA
This is a messenger RNA of Mytilinidion resinicola, 1815 nucleotides long. Its product is annotated as sphingomyelin phosphodiesterase. The transcript is spliced from 4 exons. The record is from RefSeq and is a predicted model, not a curated record. Gene Ontology annotation, biological process: sphingomyelin catabolic process. Lineage: Eukaryota; Fungi; Ascomycota; Dothideomycetes; Mytilinidiales; Mytilinidiaceae. Bases 1 to 1815 code for a protein of 604 amino acids. Gene Ontology annotation, molecular function: sphingomyelin phosphodiesterase activity.